AUGCCCUGGAGGGCUUCUACAAGCGGCGCAUGCCGCGGGUCGCAGGACCGCCUCGGCCCCGACGCCGCCCGCCCCCCCCCCCCCCCCGGGGCCGUCAACGCCUUCGACACGCCAUGGUCGCCCCACGACAACAAGGGCACCGACUGGAAGUCCUACUUGACGUUUUUGUGGAAGCCGCUCUUGCAGUACAUCGUCUUCCCCGCGCAGUUCCUGUUCCUGUACUCGUACCACCCGUCUGGCCCCAUGGGGGACCUGCCCAAGAGGCUGGAGGCCGAUUGGAGGAAGAGGCACGCAGAGUCCGCGGAGGCGGCGUUCAAGCGGGCAAAGGAGAGAAGGGCAGACGAUCGGGGUGCCCUCGUUCUUCGCCAAGGUCAACGGAUGAGCCGGCGACAGGCUGUUUUAUCGCCUUCGUCUUGUGAUUUGGGGCCAACUUCUUCCGUACAGUAG
Prorocentrum cordatum is the source of this 447-nucleotide messenger RNA. The record is from the annotation of a GenBank genome assembly. NCBI's taxonomy places the organism in Eukaryota, Dinophyceae, Prorocentrales, Prorocentraceae.